GUCAGCUCUGAGUGCAGCCUCGCAGCUCCCCACCGGCCCCGGGGUCGGUCUCUCCUGACCUCUCGGUGAGCGAGGGAUUGCGAGCCAGGGAGGGAUGGGAUCUGCGGGAGCCUCUGCCAAGAGCCGGCUCCAGAUCCGCAGGCAGCGCUGGGCUGCGUUUCCCCUCCGGCGCGAAGAGGAUCUGGGGUGUCCGGGGUUCACUCCUCGCUGACACCGACCCCCCGAGACCCCCACCGGCACGUCGGGCCCCGCGGGGAGUCCCAUCUCCGUCCUCCUCUCCCGCCUUCGCCGAGCCCCAGCUCCUCGCCCGGAGGAAGGGUGCGCGCCGUGGGCAUCUCCCAUCCACCGAAAUCUAUGAUCAGCUCGGUGUGUGUCUCCUCCUACCGUGGACGCAAGUCUGGGAACAAACCACCCUCCAAAACAUGCCUGAAGGAAGAGAUGGGCAAAGGGGAAGAGUCGGACAAGAUCACCAUCAACGUAGGCGGCACCCGGCAUGAGACCUACAAAAGCACCCUGCGGACUCUGCCGGGCACCCGCCUGGCCUGGCUGGCCGACCCCGACGCCCAGAGCAACUUUGACUUCGAUGGGAAAAGCAACGAGUUCUUCUUCGACCGUCACCCCGGGAUCUUCUCCUACGUGCUCAACUACUACCGCACCGGGAAGCUGCACUGCCCCGCGGACAUCUGCGGGCCGCUCUUCGAGGAGGAGCUGACCUACUGGGGCAUCGACGAGACCGACGUGGAGCCCUGCUGCUGGAUGACCUACCGCCAGCACCGCGACGCCGAGGAGGCCCUGGACAUCUUUGAGAGUCCCGAGCCUGGCGGAGGGGCCGGUGGAGAGGAGCCCGAAGAGGAAGGGGGUAGGGAGAUGGCUCUUCAGCGCCUGGGCAUGGAUGACAGGCCCCCAGGGGCAGCAGGGGCUGCUGGAGGGGGCGGCUGCUGCCGGAACUGGCAGCCCAAGAUGUGGGCGCUCUUUGAGGAUCCCUACUCGUCCAAGGCAGCAAGGGUGGUUGCUUUCGCCUCACUUUUCUUCAUCCUGGUCUCCAUCACGACCUUCUGCCUGGAGACACACGAGGCCUUCAACAUCGACGUCAACGUGACGGAGACGCUGGUGGUUGGCAACACCACGACGGUGCUGCUGACCCACAAAGUGGAGACGGAGCCCAUCCUCACCUACAUCGAAGGGGUCUGCGUGCUGUGGUUUACCCUCGAGUUCCUGGUUCGCAUCAUCUGCUGCCCAGAUAAGCUUCUCUUCAUUAAAAACCUGCUCAACAUCAUUGACUUCGUGGCCAUCUUGCCCUUCUACCUGGAGGUGGGUCUCAGUGGCCUGUCCUCCAAAGCCGCCCGGGACGUGCUGGGCUUCCUGCGGGUGGUGCGCUUCGUCCGCAUCCUGCGGAUCUUCAAGCUGACGCGGCACUUUGUGGGUCUCCGGGUGCUGGGCCACACGCUCCGGGCCAGCACCAAUGAAUUCCUGCUCCUCAUCAUCUUCCUCGCCUUGGGGGUCUUGAUUUUCGCCACCAUGAUCUACUACGCCGAGCGGAUUGGAGCCAAGACGUCCGACCCCACCGGGAGCGACCACACUCACUUUAAGAACAUCCCCAUCGGCUUCUGGUGGGCCGUGGUCACGAUGACGACCCUGGGCUAUGGUGACAUGUACCCCAAGACCUGGUCGGGGAUGGUGGUGGGGGCCCUGUGCGCCCUGGCCGGGGUGCUGACCAUCGCCAUGCCCGUGCCCGUCAUCGUCAAUAACUUUGGGAUGUACUAUUCAUUGGCCAUGGCCAAGCAGAAGCUGCCAAAGAAGAAGAAAAAGCAUAUACCCCGUCCGGCCCCGCUGGACUCCCCCACCUACGGCAAAUCCGAGGAGAACUCGCCCCGGAACAGCACCCAGAGCGACACUUGUCCCUUGGCAGUAGAGGAGGGGGCGACUGAGCGGAAACGGUCAGACUCCAAGCAGAACGGUGAGGCCAACGUGGUGCUGUCGGAUGAGGAGCAGCCGCUGUCCCCGACGGACGAGGAGAAGAGGCCGAUGCGGCGCUCCAGCACACGGGACAAGAACAAGAAAUCCUCCACGUGCUUCCUGCUGGCCACGGGGGACUUCUCCUGUGCAGCAGAUGGAGGCAUCCAGAAAGAUUCCUGCCAGGACACCCUCGCUUCCAGUUUCCCCCAGGGUGAGGUGGUCACCUUCUCCUGAGCCCAGUGGGAUGCAGCAGUGCCUGGGGAGGGGCGCCUUCCCCAGGGGAAGGAUGUGUGUCCCUGUGCCCUGAGGGGCACCUUCCCCAGGGGAAGGAUGUGUGUCCCUGUGCCCUGAGGGGCACCUUCCCCAGGGGAAGGAUGUGUGUCCCUGUGCCCCAGGGGAAGGAUGUGUGUCCCUGUGCCCCGGGGGAAGGAUGUGUGUCCCUGUGCCCCAGGGGAAGGAUGUGUGUCCCUGUGCCCCGGGGGAAGGAUGUGUGUCCCUGUGCCCCGGGGGAAGGAUGUGUGUCCCUGUGCCCCAGGGGAAGGAUGUGUGUCCCUGUGCCCUGAGGGGUGCCUUCCCCAGGAGAAGGAGGCUCUCCCUGGGGCCAAGGAUGCUCUUCCUAAGGCUAAAGGAUGCAUUCCACCAGGGAUGCUGUCCCCAAAGCCCAGGGAUGCUCUCCCCAAGGCUGGCACACGCAUUCCUCCAGAGAUGCCCUCCCUGGGGCCAAGGGAUGCUCUUCCCACGGGAGAUGCUCCCCCCAGGGCUGAGGGAUGUCCUGCCCAAAGCCCAGGGAUGCUCUCCCCAAGGCUGGCACACGCAUUCCUCCAGGGAUGCUCCCCCCAGGGCCAAGGGGUGCUCUUCCCAUGGAGCUUUCUUUCCCCAAAGCUCCAGCUCCAUCCCUGGGGGGGUUGGCAGCUGGGUCCCCCCGAGAGGUGCCACAGAGCAGCAGGGCUGGGAGGGAGGUUGGGGACAGCCCCAUUCCCCUUCCUGGCGCCAGCCCUGCCACGGCCACACUGCCCCUGCACCCCCUGGGCUGCCCCCUCCCCUUGCCCACGCUUCUGGCUGCACCUCACCCUCCACCUCUGGAGAUCCAGCUGCUCACCAGGACAUCUCUGCCCGUGGCUGCUCCGUGCUCUGACCCCUCCAUCGCCACCGGGAACCUCCUCCGGGGUGCCAAGGGCUCCACUCCAGGUGCCACCAUCGCCCUCCCACGGGUGCUGAUCCCAGGGGCACGGGGCCAGCGGGGUGCUGGGGGCGCAGGGAUGGGGAUGGGAAGCAAUAGGAGACCGUGUGUGGGGACCCCAGCUGGCCUGGAGGGCUCAGGGUCCUCGCAGCGCUGUUCCAUGUCUCUGUGACCAAGGCAAUACUACUCUGUCUCCAUCUGUCCUGUUCGCAUGCCUGUCCGACCUAGCGAGUUCCAAUAAAGUCAUCCAUGAGCUGAGGCA
Messenger RNA from Taeniopygia guttata (zebra finch), 3398 nucleotides. RefSeq names its product potassium voltage-gated channel subfamily C member 4 (gene KCNC4). NCBI's taxonomy places the organism in Eukaryota, Metazoa, Chordata, Aves, Passeriformes, Estrildidae. Gene Ontology annotation, biological process: protein homooligomerization; action potential; potassium ion transmembrane transport. The record is from RefSeq and is a predicted model, not a curated record. Gene Ontology annotation, molecular function: protein binding; delayed rectifier potassium channel activity. Gene Ontology annotation, cellular component: voltage-gated potassium channel complex; axon terminus; postsynaptic membrane.